CUCAACUAAUAUGUAUUAUAAGCGCAUACGGGAACACACUUUGAACGCAUUCUGAUGAAAGGCAUAUUCUGUUUCACAUAUAACGCGCAUGAUAUAUCAUUUUAUUCUUCUUUAACGUCGGUGAAUAACAAGGAUAAUAUGAUUCAUCACGCUCGUGCAUGAGAUAGGACGCAGUAACCAACAGUAACCAACGCACUCAAAAACUAACCAAACUAGCAGACAAAUGACUCUCUCAAGGAUAUUACAUACCAUUAUUAGUAUAUCAAUGUGUACAAGUAAUUGUAUUCCGAUAAGUAUACGUAAUAUAGUACAAUCUUGAAGUGUCAUUAAGUAUAUAUUAAAAAUCAUAUUGCAGUAGGUUAUAAUAAUAAAAGAAAGAAAACAUAAAAAUUCAUUAAUCAUUGAGAGAGGUUAGUCAUGGAAAAUACAAACAAUACCGAAUGUAAAAUGAAAGUACUUUGCAAACUACCAAAAGGAUUAGGUGCAAAUGGAAAUCUUAAUGAGAAUUGGCACAAGAUUAGGGAAAGUUUUGAUAUAUUUUUAAAAGUGACAAACAAUAUUAUAAAAUCGGAUGAAGUUAAAAUUGCUAUAUUAUUAAAUAUUGUCGGCAAAGAUGGUAUUGAAUUAUACAAUAAAUUUAAUCUCCAAGAGGCAGAGAAGAAGGACUUGACAAAAGUGUUGCAAUGUUUUGAAGAGCAUUGCAAUCCUAAGAAAAAUGUUAUACAUGAAACAUUUAAGUUUUUUAGCAGAAUACAAAAAGAAGAUGAAACAUUUGAGAGCUUUUUAACAGAUAUAAAAAAGCUGAGUCAAAUGUGUGAAUUUGGUAUAAUGACUAACAGAAUGAUUCGAGACAAAAUUGUGUUUGGGAUAAGAGACAAAACACUACAGGAUAAAUUUCUAAAAAUGGAAGAUCUUAAUUUGCAAAAGGCAAUUAAUUACUGCAGAGCUGCUGAGACUCGAGAAAGAAAUCUACAAGGCAAACUAAAGAAAUAUGGUCUAAGAAAGAAGGUAACACAGAAGUCCAAUAGAAUCAGAGGCAAGAAGGUGAUACAAAAAUCCAAUUGCAGUAUAUGUAACACAAAACAUGACCCAAACAAAUGCUUACAUGGGAAAAAACACAAGGAGUGCAGUAAACUAAAUUAUUUACCCGAGGAGGAAGAAGAAGAUGAUGAACGGAUUCCAGUUCGACGUUGGAUACGUAAAAAUUACACAAAAUUAACCACAAAUAAAGCGAAAUGCAAUCAUUGUUCUGAAGUAUUUAGUUAUAAAUAUGUGCCUGAAUUACCUUGCCACUUGAGGUUGGUCCAUCCAGACAAAUUAACAGAAAAGGAGAAGGAAGAUCGUAAAAUCAGUUGGAUAUGGGAUUAUUUCACACCAGGAAACAAUAUGACUGCUAUAUGCAACAUUUGUAAUAAAACAUAUAACAUAGUAUCAACAACCAGGUGUUUAAAUUUACACUUAAAACGGGUUCAUAG
This is a messenger RNA of Trachymyrmex septentrionalis, 1475 nucleotides long. RefSeq lists its product as uncharacterized. The record is from RefSeq and is a predicted model, not a curated record. The transcript is spliced from 2 exons. The annotation marks the transcript as partial. Gene Ontology annotation, molecular function: DNA binding. Lineage: Eukaryota; Metazoa; Arthropoda; Insecta; Hymenoptera; Formicidae.